AUAUCUAAAAAUUAUGUACACACGUGGACAGUAAAAUUAAAGCUCAGCAACUACACGUCUGGGCAACUCUGUAUAAUUAUCAACCACCUGUGACUCUGUGAGUCUGUGACAUAUUUGAAAAGUGAAACAAUUAAUUGAUAAUUAAUACAAUUACCAAUAUUUUAUAGUCCGCCGCUACUAUUAGCAAUUUUUUUAUAUGUAGUAGCACUCUCACGAAUAUAUUUUAUACCUAUAGUGGGAUUAUAUAUAUACAUAAUAGGGCAACACAUUUUAAUUUGUUGUUUUAAAUUUAAUAAAAAAACAGUUUGCCGAAAAGAGAUACGUGACAUUAUUUCAAUGAAGUGGGAUGAAGGAUUUCACCUAAUAUUGCUUCUAAUCGUUUUUACCCACUUCAACAAUCACUAAAAUGAAGCCUUCAAAUGACGAUUCUGAUGAACACUCUAUCGGUGAUACAGAGUAUGUUCCAGAAGAGGAAGCAGUAGAGUAGAGUCUGAAAAGAACACUGAUAUCAACAACCCUGUAUUCUCUGAUGGGUAUUCUUCGUGGACUCCCUUCAUCCGAUGAAGUCCACGAAGAAUACCCAUCAGAGAAUACAUAGUUGUCGAUAUCAGUGUUCUUUUCAAACUCUACUGCUUCCUCUUCUGGAACGUACUCUGUAUCGCUGAUAUAGUGUUCAUCAGAAUCGUCAUUUGAAGGCUUCAUUUUAGUGAUUGUUGAAGUGGGUAAAAACGAUUAGAAACAAUAUGAGGUGAAACCCUUCAUUUCCUAACCAUAACAAUAAUAACUUGAUUGUGCAUAUUAAUUUCAAUCCAUCUAAACAUCGACCCGUAUAAACACCAGCCCUAGUCUAUUUACAUACUUCCCCUAGGCCCUAAUUGCACAUCUGGUUGGCUGCCCUCUCUUAUCUUCCCCAUCCACAUUUGGACCGACUGCCUUCUUGCUACCGACUGCAUCGCCGCCCUCUUGGUCUCUUCCCCAUCCUAUCCAUAUUCUGGUUCAAGAUGUCCUCAAAACGUCACUACCGUAGAGUGUUAUUUUCAGAAGGUGAACAUGCAAUUUAUAGAGAUAUGGAACUGAGUAUGUGCAACUGCCGAUGGAGGUUUCAGAAACCGUUUAGUUCGUGCUAGAAACUGCUUCAUCCCACUUCAUUGAAAUAAAGUCACGUAUCUCUUUUUGGCAAACUGUUUUUUAUUAAAUUUAAGACAACAAAUUAAAAUGUGUUGUCCUACUAUGUAUAUAUAUUAUCCCACUAUAGGUAUAAAAUAUAUUCGUGAGAGUGCUACUACAUAUAAAAAAUUUGCUAAUAGUAGUGGUGGACUAUAAAAUAUUAGUAAUUGUAUUAAACAUCAAUUAGUUGUUUCUUUUUUCAAGUAUGUCACAGAGUCACAAGUGGUUGAUAAUUAUACAGAGUUGCCCGGACGUGUAGUUGCUGAGCUUUAAUUUUACUGUCCACGUGUAUACAUAAUUUUUAGAUAUAUUGCGAAAUUAAGGAGUGUUCUGAUAUUGUUAGCAUUUUUACUCCAUAUGACACGUGUGCCCAGGAUGUGUUUUGUAGAUACCGUUUGGUUCCUUGGGCGGGAAUAGUUAUGGGGCAGACGAUAUCCUUUUUAUAUAUAUAAAGAUACUCAAAACUACUAAAUCCAAACAAAAUAGUGUUUCACACAUGGCAUAACCAACUUAAAAUUCUUUUAGAAUUAAGAUUUGAAUGUUAUUGUUGUUGAGAAUAUUUUAAUAAACAAAUGAUACAAAAUACAAUAUAUUAAUGUCCCGUGCAUCGCACGGGUAUAAUACUAGUGAUAAUCAAAUAGAUUAUGAAACAACGCACUUGAGUGAGACCCAACCCUUUUCCCAUCCUUCAAAGGCUUAUUGUGGGCUCUUCAUUCCAUUAAACUAAGGGAGCUUGAUUUUCAUUGAUGAACUCACAUUACCGACUAUUAUAGAAAGCCAAAUAUGUGAUACUGCUUAGUGGAACCCCUGCUUUGUCAAGACCAAUUGAGCUUUUUAAACAGGUAUGUUUGGACAAGUAACUUCAUAUAGUAAUAUUGUUGUGUUCGAAAUUGUUGUUUGCUGGCACUAAAAUUGUUGUACUUCACAGCUGGAGGCACUAUAUCCUGAUGUUUACAAGAAUGUUCACGAGUAUGGUAACCGUUAUUGCAAGGGUGGCACUUUUGGAAUUUAUCAAGGGGCCAAUAAUCAUGAAGAGCUGCACAACUUGAUGAAAGCAACUGUUAUGAUUCGCAGACUAAAAAAGGAUGUUCUCCCGCAGCUUCCAGUAAAGCGCAGGCAACAGGUUUUCUUAAACGUGGAAGAAAAGGAGAUGAAGUGUAUCAAUGCUUUAUUCCGUGAGGCAGACUGCAAGUUCCUUAUAUUUGCCCACCACCUACAAAUGAUUGACUCAAUACACCAAUAUUUGCUUAAAAAGAAAGUUGGUUGCAUUCGCAUUGAUAGCAGUACUCCAGCAUCAUCUCGACAAGCGUUGGUUACAGAUUUUCAGGAAAAAGAAUCUAUAAAGGCUGCUGUGCUAUCUAUUAAAGCAGGAGGUGUUUGAUUGAAUUUAACAGCAGCAAGCACAGUCAUAUUUGCAGAGCUAUCUUGGACUCCAGGUGACCUUAUUCAAGCAGAAGAUCGCACUCAUAGAAUUGGCCAGGUAUCAUCGGUGAAUAUAUACUAUUUGCUGGCCAGUGACACUGUUGAUGACAUAAUUUGGUAUGUCUGAUUUUAUUCAGGGAUGUCGUUCAAAGCAAACUGGAGAAUUUGGGACAGAUGCUCGACGGAGAAGAGAAGUCCCUAGAAGUAUCAGAACAAGGUGGUAACUCAAAUAAAAGUCCCAUGAAACAAAAGACGCUCGAUUCCUUCAUGAAGCGUUGCAACUCUUCACCGUUGGACAAUGAGCCUGUCCCUAAAUGCUCCAGGAAUUGAUAUCAAGCCUUAAUGCUACUUGUAUCCGAACAUAUUAGAAUGUAGCUACUGGUCUCAAGCCUUACCAGUUACCGCUACUACAUACAUAUUUUUGUAUCACCAAUUUUCUGCAUUUUUAUUAUAGUGUAAAGCACUAGUAUACCUCUAGAUAACCUUGGUAAAAAAAUUCAGUGGCACAUACCCACGUAUUUCCUACACUGGGCUUUGAUU
Molecule: messenger RNA, 3129 nt
Organism: Cuscuta europaea
Lineage: Eukaryota; Viridiplantae; Streptophyta; Magnoliopsida; Solanales; Convolvulaceae
Source: the annotation of a GenBank genome assembly